Messenger RNA from Acomys russatus (golden spiny mouse), 1099 nucleotides. It is a transcript of the gene Nubpl, whose product is annotated as NUBP iron-sulfur cluster assembly factor, mitochondrial. The record is from RefSeq and is a predicted model, not a curated record. The transcript has 11 exons. NCBI's taxonomy places the organism in Eukaryota, Metazoa, Chordata, Mammalia, Rodentia, Muridae. The coding region runs from base 24 to 983 and encodes 319 amino acids. Gene Ontology annotation, biological process: iron-sulfur cluster assembly; mitochondrial respiratory chain complex I assembly. Gene Ontology annotation, cellular component: mitochondrion. Gene Ontology annotation, molecular function: ATP binding; ATP-dependent FeS chaperone activity; 4 iron, 4 sulfur cluster binding.
GGCCCGGGGAAGAGCUGCACGCCAUGGGGACCUGGCGGCGUUUGCAGCUCCUUGGCGGGGCGACACUCUGGGGUGGUAGCGGAGCCGCUGUCCCUCUCCUGGGGUGCCGAGCUUUGGGCUGUGGGCGCCAGUUAUUAGGCGCAGAGAGUGAGGCCUUGAAACAAAGAAGAACACAGAUCAUGUCCCGAGGACUCCCUAAGCAGAAGCCCAUAAAAGGUGUUAGAGAAGUGAUUGUUGUGGCCUCCGGAAAGGGUGGAGUUGGAAAGUCUACCACGGCAGUGAACCUUGCUCUUGCACUGGCAGCGAACGAUUCGUCCAAGGCGGUUGGCUUGUUAGAUGUAGACGUGUAUGGUCCUUCCAUUCCAAAGAUGAUGAACCUGAAAGGAAACCCAGAAUUAUCACCAAACAACCUAAUGAGGCCUCUUUUGAAUUAUGGUAUUGCUUGUAUGUCUAUGGGCUUUUUGGUUGAAGAGACCGCACCAGUUGUUUGGAGAGGACUUAUGGUGAUGUCAGCCAUUGAGAAGCUAUUGCGACAGGUCGACUGGGGUCAACUGGACUAUUUAGUCGUUGACAUGCCUCCAGGAACAGGAGACGUGCAGCUGUCAGUUUCGCAGAAUGUUCCCAUUUCAGGUGCUGUGAUUGUCUCCACGCCUCAGGACAUUGCACUGAUGGAUGCACGCAAGGGUGCGGAGAUGUUUCGGAAGGUCCACGUACCUGUUCUUGGUCUUGUCCAAAACAUGAGUGUCUUCCAGUGUCCAAAAUGUAAACACAAAACUCACAUUUUCGGAGCUGAUGGUGCAAGAAAACUGGCACAGACUCUUGGUCUGGAUGUUCUUGGAGAUGUUCCCUUACACCUCAGUAUAAGGGAAGCUUCAGAUACGGGUCAGCCAGUUGUAUUUUCACAUCCUGAAAGUGAUGAGGCCAAAGCUUACCUGCACAUUGCUUCAGAAGUGGUAAGGAGGCUGCAGUCACCUCCAGAAUGAUUCCCAAGUGCCCUGGAAAAUGUCCUGGUGCCUCAUAAUCAUGGACUGUCAAAAUGAGCAUUGUGGUAAUGUGGAGUCCACACAACAGUGACAACCGUGAUGACUUUCUUUCAUUU